Sorghum bicolor (sorghum) is the source of this 1486-nucleotide messenger RNA. Its product is annotated as 3-hydroxyisobutyryl-CoA hydrolase 1. The coding region runs from base 126 to 1289 and encodes 387 amino acids. Gene Ontology annotation, biological process: L-valine catabolic process. NCBI's taxonomy places the organism in Eukaryota, Viridiplantae, Streptophyta, Magnoliopsida, Poales, Poaceae. Gene Ontology annotation, molecular function: 3-hydroxyisobutyryl-CoA hydrolase activity. The transcript is spliced from 14 exons. The record is from RefSeq and is a predicted model, not a curated record.
CACAAGCAAGAAUUGGCUCGAUCCUCAUCCCUGCUGUAAGUGUGUUUCAGAGUGCUGCUGUGCUACUGGCGACGGCAUUGAGCCGCUUGCCUGCUCGUCGUCUCGUCCAAGGAAGGAAGAGACCGAUGGCUUCUCUGCCAGUCGCCGGCUGUGCUGCAGGUGGCUAUUCAGAACAGCUUUUGGAAGAAGCAGAUGGCUCAACACGGACACUUAUUUUGAAUAGGCCAAAGCAGCUUAAUGUACUCUCCUCUGCAGUGAUUAAGGGACUCCUGAGGUGUUUCAUUGUUUAUGAGAAAGAUGACAGAGUUAAAUUAUUGAUUAUGAAGGGGAACGGAAGAGCAUUUUGUGCUGGAGGUGAUAUUACUGAAUGUGUCCGGUAUAUACAUAACGAAAGCUGGAAAUGGGGUGCUGAUUUCUUCAGAGAUCUAUAUUUGUUAAACUACAUUAGUGCAACAUAUAUCAAACCUCAGGUUUCUCUUCUUACUGGAAUUGUAAUGGGUGGAGGUGCUGGGGUUUCUUUACAUGGAAGAUUUCGAGUUGCCACUGAUAACACGGUUUUUGCAAUGCCAGAAACAGCUCUUGGUUUCCUUCCAGGUGUAGGGGCCACAUAUUUUCUGUCUCGGCUUCCUGGGUUCUAUGGAGAGUAUGUUGCUCUUACUGGUGCCAGAUUGGAUGGUGCUGAAAUGCUGGCAUGUGGUCUGGCUACUCAUUUUGUCAUGUCAAAUAUACUACUAUUGCUUGAAGAAUCCCUUAAAAAUGUGGACACCUCCAAUACUUUUGCUGUGCGUAGUACUAUCGAUCAGUUUGCUCAACAGCCAUCACUGAAGGAAAACAGUUCCUUGAAUAGGAUGGAAAUCAUCAACAACUGCUUUUCUAAAAGGACAGUUGAAGAAAUUAUAAGCGCGCUAGAGCAAGUGGACUCAAAUUUGUCUGAUGAAUGGGUUGCUAGGACAAUCCAGUGUUUGAAAAAGGCUUCUCCUAUUAGUCUGAAAGUCACUCUGAGAUCGAUAAGAGAAGGGAGAACACAAACUGUUGGUGAGUGCUUGCAUCGGGAAUAUAGGGUGAUUUGCCAUCUCAUACGUGGUGACUUCAGCCGAGACUUCUUUGAGGGAUGCAGAGCUAUACUUGUAGAUAAAGAUCGAAACCCAAUGUGGAUGCCUCCAAGUUUGGAACAAGUACAUGAGGAGGUAGUUGAAGAAUAUUUCUCAAGAAUUGAUGAUCCAAAGUGGGAAGAUUUGAACCUACCAUACAGACGUUCCCAUGGAAGAAUUAUGGAGUCCAAGAUUUGAUGGAAGUCUUUGGGAAGAGUUUAACGGAGCCUCGGUUGUGGUCAGAAUAACGAAUCAUCUCAUCUUUGAAGAGCCUAUGUAGACUGAAGACUACUGCUACAAUAAAACUGAUUGUGCCAUAUUGGUCCACUUAUAUCACAAAUGAUACUCUUUGUUAUUCAAUUUGUAUUGCUAGACUAUCAGUCAGCUCAUCUUGU